AUGUCCCAGCCAUUUUCCGACAUUCUCUGCGUCAGCAAUUUGCUCGUCGGUUGCGUCUUCGAUGUCAGGACUCCGGUGAUCAGGGGCAGGCUCCUGGAGCACCUUUGCCUGCCCUCGUCUUCAAGAGGCCAAGCUCAGGUAGUCAGCGGCUACUGGAUCCAGGCGGAAGGGACGGAUGGGAAGGCCAGGACCGAAGCCAAGCGGAGGGGAUCCUUAGGUAUUGCUUUGGUGCCGCCCGUAGUAGGGGCUUUUGGGCACUCGCUCGGAUUGGCAACGAAGGCCAAGCCCACAACCAGACGCGGUGAUCGCGCUCUGCCAGCAAACGCGCCAGGCUGCCUGCAGGACUGCGUCACCUCGUGCCGGGCUCAAGGACGCACCGGCGGUGACAUUCCCGGGUGCAGGGUUUCAUUGUUGUGUUAUAUUGCGACGGUUGGACCCGCAUACGACAGCACCGCACCGGUGCCUGCCGGCCGCGAGCCUAUUUCGACGUCAGGCCCCGGCGCCGAUCCAUCUUGCGACCGCGGGCGCCGUGACCGCUUCUGGCGACUUGUUUGA
Molecule: messenger RNA, 555 nt
Organism: Thermothielavioides terrestris NRRL 8126
Lineage: Eukaryota; Fungi; Ascomycota; Sordariomycetes; Sordariales; Chaetomiaceae
Exons: 3
Coding region: 1-555 (184 amino acids)
Source: RefSeq, a predicted model, not a curated record